Molecule: messenger RNA, 1440 nt
Organism: Tetrahymena thermophila SB210
Lineage: Eukaryota; Ciliophora; Oligohymenophorea; Hymenostomatida; Tetrahymenidae
Product: kinase domain protein
Exons: 17
Biological process (GO): nucleocytoplasmic transport; activation of GTPase activity
Cellular component (GO): nucleus; cytosol; perinuclear region of cytoplasm
Molecular function (GO): small GTPase binding; GTPase activator activity
Source: RefSeq, a predicted model, not a curated record
AUGAUAAUUGCUAGGUUAGAACAAUUAAAUAGCAUUUAGACAACUGCAGGAGUUAACUCUUUGAAAAUGUUAUUCAAUGAGUAGCCAGUAGGAGAGGAUCAUACUAAUAAAAUGUGUUAGCUCUUAAAAGAGGGUGUAAAUCUUAAUUACUUAAAGAUAGACAUUAAAAAAUAAAUUUAAUUUGGGGAUAUCAUUGCAAAAAUGCUAGGACAAAAUCUUUCAAAUUGCAAGAAUUUGUAAAACUUAAAUCUCAUCUUAAUAAAUGACAAUAUAAGCAAUGAAGGUUCAUUACACAUUAGUAGGGGUAUCUCUGAAUGUAAAAAUCUUACUGAAGUAAACCUCUAUUUAGGGUAUAAUCUUAUUGGAGAUAACCAUUCUGCAUGUAUUGGCUAGGGAUUGGCAAAUUGCAAAAAACUUACUCAUUUAACCAUAGAUUUAACUAAGAAUAUUGUAGUUGACGACUCAGUAGGCUUUGGAUAGCAAAUUGCAAAAUUAGAUAAUUUAACAUACUUAAAUCUCAGUUUUUGGAGAUGUUAAAAUUUCAAGGAAGAGGGAUCUACAAAAAUAGCUCAAGGUAUUGCUAAAUGCAAAAAUUUGAAUACUUUGAUAUUUGACUUAAGCUCUACAGCAAUUGGAUAAGAAGGACCAUCGAAGUUUUUGCAUGAAAUUUCUAAAAGCUAAACCAUUUCAAAUUUGACAUUAAGAUUAAAGAACAAUGAAUUAGAUGAUAAUUGCAUGGAAAAAAUUGGUUUAUCUCUUAUUGAGUGCAAAAGACUUAGCAGCCUUUCUCUCGAUUUAUCCAUCAAUAACAUCGGACCUUAAGGAGCUUUUAAUUUAGGAAAGUCGCUAGGCUAGUGCUCCAAUUUGAAUUCUUUAAAGCUUAGCUUUGAUGUCAACAAAAUUGGAAAUAAAGGUAUCAUUGGAUUAGGUGUUGUGCUAUCCAAUUGUGAUAAUCUACAAAGUUUAGACUUAGAAGUUUGGAGAAAUGGUAUUCACCCAGAAGGAGCAAAGGCAUUUGGUGAAUAAAUAUCUAAAAGCUAAAACCUUAAAAAUUUGUUUCUCGAUUUUAGUGAAAACCCAAUUGGAAAAGAUGGUACACUAAACUUAGUUAAUGCAAUUACAUAAACUCCGAAGCUGAGCUUUUUAAAACUAAGAUUCUGGUAAAAUGAUAUUGGAAAUGAUUUGUUAGAAAAAAUUGGAGAAGCAGCCAGCUAAAUUUAAAAUCUUUGCUCACUUCAUUUAGAUUUAAAGUAAACUCUUAUAGGAGAAAAGGGAUGCUAAAGAUUAGUUAAAUAGCUAAGAAAUUGUAAAUAACUUUCAGCUUUAUAUCUAUAAUUAGGAGGAAAUAACAUACCUUUUAAGAAAGGGUAAAAACUAGGUUUUGAAUAUAAUUGUUUAAAAAUUAGCAGUCUAUUCAGACUAGACAUUAAGUCUAUUUGA